AUGGAUGAUAUCGCGCUCGAAGAACUGCCUCCUCCCGCCGCGGAAGAUGCUCUGCCACGCUAUGAGUCUCCCACGCCCGCGUACGAGGAUCCUCCUCCUCCGUACACGGCCAACCCGAGCCAGCCGCAUGCCGUGCCUCGGGAAGCAAGCCCGCUUCCUGAGCGCUCGCUUUCUCCCAGCUCGGCUGUGAGCCCGGGAGACUCGGCCAGGUUCAGCUUCAAGGAAGCCGUCAUUGGCACCAUCUCAGCAGGCGUGGCUAUCCUCAUAUUACUCGUCAUCAUCGAUGGGUUCCACCCCUGUAAUCGCCUCCUUCUGCCUGAAAAACCUGAAUUAUGCAAAAGAAGUGGACUACUGAUCCGCCGCCCACAGGCCCUCAACAAUUCCAACCCCGACGAUGCUCUCUGGGGCGCCACUUCGCCGCCAUUCUACCCGUCGCCGUGGAUGGACGGCUCCGGUGGCUGGGCCGAGGCCUACGCCAAGGCCCAGGAGUUUGUCAAGCAGAUGACGCUCCUCGAGAAGGUCAACCUCACGACCGGCAUCGGCUGGGAGGGCGGUCCUUGCGUUGGCAACGUUGGUCCUGUCCCUCGUCUGGGCCUGCACUCUCUGUGCAUGCAGGAUUCGCCUACUGGCAUCCGCUUCACCGACCACAACUCGGCCUUCACUUCCGGCGGCACUGUCGCCGCCUCGUUCGAUCGCCGCAUCUGGUACCAGCGCGGAUACGAUAUGGGUGCUGAGUUUGCUGGAAAGGGCAUUGACGUGCUUCUCGGCCCUGUCGUUGGUCCCCUGGGACGCACUCCCACUGGCGGCCGCAACUGGGAAGGCUUCAGCCCCGACCCAGCUCUGUCCGGCAUUGCCGUUGCCGAGACCAUUAAGGGUAUUCAGGAUGCUGGUGUCAUUGCUUGCACCAAGCACUACAUCGUCAACGAGCAGGAGCACUUCCGCCAGGCUCCCGAGGCGCAGGGCUUCGGCGACAACAUCACCGAGUCCCUUUCGUCCAACAUCGAUGACAAGACCAUGCACGAGCUGUACCUCUGGCCCUUCGCCGACGCCGUCAGGGCCGGCACUGGUGCUGUCAUGUGCAGCUACAACCAGAUCAACAACAGCUACGGCUGCCAGAACUCGCACACGCUCAACUACCUCCUGAAGGGCGAACUCGGCUUCCAGGGUUUCAUCAUGUCUGACUGGCAAGCCCAGCACUCCGGCGUUGGCUCCUCCCUCGCCGGUCUGGAUAUGGCCAUGCCUGGUGACACCCUCUUCAGCACGGGCUACGCUUUCUGGGGCGCCAACAUGACGCUUGCUGUCAUCAACGGCACCAUCCCCGAGUGGCGUCUGGAUGACUCUGCCACCCGUAUCAUGGCCGCCUACUUCUACACUGGCCGCGACAAGAAGGCCAUUCCGACCAACUUCAACUCCUGGACCCUCGACACUUACGGCUAUCAGAACGCCAUUGCCGAUGCCAACUGGGGCGUUGUUAACCAGCACGUCAACGUCCGCGCCAACCACUACAAGAACAUCCGCGAGGCCGCUGCCAAGUCGACCGUCCUCCUGAAGAACGUUGACGGUACCCUUCCCUUGACCGGCAAGGAGAAGUUCCUCGGUGUCUUCGGCAGCGACGCUGGCGACUCGCCCAACGGCCCCAACGGCUGCGACAACCACGGCUGCACCAACGGCACCCUCGCCAUGGGCUGGGGCUCCGGCACCGCCAACUACCCUUACCUGAUCUCGCCCCUGACUGCUCUUCAGAACGAGGUCUACGCCAACAACGGCGUCAUCGACUGGGUUACUGACGACUACAACUACGACCGCGUCAACGCCAUUGCUUCCCAGGCCAGCCACGCCCUCGUCUUCGUUAACUCGGACAGCGGUGAGGGCUUCAUUAACUACGACGGCAACAUCGGCGACCGCAACAACCUUACCGUCUGGCACGACGGCGAGGCGCUCAUCGCCAAUGUUACUUCGGUCAACAACAACACCAUCGUCGUCAUCCACAGCGUCGGCCCCGUCGAGCUCGGCGCCUUCAACGACAACCCCAACGUGACCGCCAUCAUCUGGGCUGGCCUUCCCGGCGAGCAGUCCGGCAACGCCCUUGCUGACAUCCUCUACGGCCGCGUCAACCCCGGCGCUAAGCUGCCCUUCACCUUUGGCGCCAAGCGCGAGGACUACGGCACUGAGCUGAUCUACGUGCCCAACAACGGCGACGCCGCCCCUCAGGACGAUUUCAACGAGGGCGUCUUCAUCGACUACCGCAGCUUCGACAAGCACAACAUCACCCCCAUCUACGAGUUCGGCUUCGGCUUGUCCUACACCACCUUUGAGUACUCCGACCUGAAGAUCGUCAAGCACACCGUCGCCGACUACACCCCCAACGCCGGCAACACCACCGCGGCGCCCGUCCUCGGCAACUACAGCACCGACCUCGGCGACUACCAGUUCCCCGCCGACGUCUCGCCCAUCCCCGGCUACAUCUACCCCUACCUCAACUCGACCGACGCCGCCACGGCCAACGGCGACAGCGAAACCGAGUUCGCCGCCCCGAACGACACAUACAUCCCCACCGGCGCCCUCGACGGCUCCCCGCAGCCGAAGAUCGCGGCGGGCGGCGCGCCCGGCGGUAACCCGGCGCUGUACGACGUGCUCUUCACCGUCACGGCGACCGUCGCUAACACGGGCGACGUCGAGGGCGACGAGGUGCCCCAGCUGUACGUCAGCCUGGGCGGCCCGGAGGAUCCGAAGGUCCAGCUUAGGGGCUUUGAGCGCUACACGAUUCAGCCCGGCCAGGCGGUGACGUUUGGCGUCGAUGUUACGCGCAGGGAUUUGAGUAACUGGGAUACCGUCAGCCAGAAUUGGGUUAUUUCCGAGUAUGAGAAGACGGUGUAUGUUGGCAGCUCGUCGAGGACGUUGCCGUUGAGUGGGGUGCUUGAGUUGUGA
This is a messenger RNA of Lasiodiplodia theobromae, 2928 nucleotides long. Its product is annotated as Beta-glucosidase. Gene Ontology annotation, biological process: glucan catabolic process. The coding region runs from base 1 to 2928 and encodes 975 amino acids. Lineage: Eukaryota; Fungi; Ascomycota; Dothideomycetes; Botryosphaeriales; Botryosphaeriaceae. Gene Ontology annotation, molecular function: beta-glucosidase activity. The record is from RefSeq and is a predicted model, not a curated record. The transcript has 3 exons.